AUGCGCAGGGGCCCCCCUGGAGGGUCGCAGGGCCGGGGGCCCCCCGGAGGCAGCGGAGCGGCGGGGCCCCCCGUUGCGCGCGCUGCUGCAGCGAUGCAGCAGCAAGUGGGGAAGGUGCGCAGCGCCACGCAAGCUGCUGCUGCACCGCUGGUGCAAAAGGCCUCCGAAGGCGUGCGGGCGCUGCUGCGGCUGGUGAGCUCCAGCGAGAGCAGCUACUUCGUGGAGGGGGAGCAGCAAGCUGCGCAGAUCCGGCAGCAGCUGGCGAGCAGCAGCACGGAGCUGAAGCUGGCGGGGCUGCGGCGGGUGCUGGCAGCAGAAGCAGCAGCAGCAGCAGCAGCAGCAACGGGGCCCUCCCCCUUCUUCGCAGACGUCCUCAAGAACCUCUCCACCCCCGACUUCGAACUCAAAAGACUUGUUUAUCUUUACCUCGUGCUGCAUGCACAGGAAGCCCCAGACUUGGCGCUGCUGGCCCUCAAUGGCUACCAGAAAGACCUCUGCAGCAGCUCCCACGUGCUGCGCGCAGCAGCACUUAAGUCCUUGUCUUCGCUGCAGCUGCUGGAGGCGGCGCAGCUGCUGCUGCACAGUCUCCGCCGCGCAGCAGCAGACACGUCCCCCCUUGUCCGCAAGACUGCAGCGCAUGCAGCAGCAAAACUCUUCUUCCUCGACGCAGACCAGCGCCACGAGCUCGUGCUGCUGCUGCUGCAGCUGCUGGCGGACGGCGAGCUCGCCGUUGCUGGCGCUGCACUUGUCUCCUUCCGCCUUGUCUUCUUCCAGUCCCUCCAGGCCUCUCCGGGGCCCCAGGGGGGCCCCCAGGGGGGCCCCCACGGCGGGGGGCCCCCGGGGGGGCCCCAGGGGGGCCCCGGGGGGCCCCUCGAACGCGGGGGGGCCCCCGAGACCCAGGAGGAGGCCAGCAGCAGCAGCAGCACCUGCAGCAGCAGCACCUGCAGCAGCAGCAGCAGCAGCAGCAGCGGCAGCAGCGGCGUGAGCCCGCCGCGGCUGUCGUCCGUGGCCUUCCUGGCGUCGCGGAGUCUCCGGGGGGCCCCCCUGGCUGCUGGGGAGGGUCUCGAGCCGGCGCAGGGGCCCUCGGCUGGGGGCCCCUCGGGGGGCACCCUGGGGGCCCCCGGGGGGGCCCCCGGAGGGGCCGUCGAGCGGCGGUGCAAGCCGCUGCCGCGGGACUUUGAGCGGUUUGUUGCUGCUGCCGAGCUGCUGCUGAGCAGCGACAGUGCUGCAGUGGUGGCUUCAGCUUGUGCUGCAGUGCAGCAGCUGCUGCCAGCGAGCUGCUGGGGCUGCGUGGUGUCUCCGCUGCUGCGGUGUCUGUACACCUGCGGGGCGGACCUGAAGGAGCUGCUGCUGCGGGUGGUGCACUCUUUUGCUGCUGCUGCUCCGUGGCUGUUUCAGCAGCACUUGCGGGAGUUUUUCGUGAAGCAGGGGGACUGUGCUGCAGUGCGGCAGCAGAAGCUGCUGCUGCUGCUGCUGCUGGGGCUGGCGGACGCGGCGAGCCUGCCGCUGCUGCUGCCCGAGCUCCGGGUGUACGUACACUGGGACGGAGACGCAGCACUUGCUGCUGCAGCAUGCAGGGCCCUCACGCUGCUGGCGCUGCAGCACCAGCAGGCCCAGGGCUUUUGCUUGCGGCAGUUUGCUGCGCUGCUGGACUCGCGGUCUGCUGCUGCUGCUGCUGAGGCGGUGGUGGGCGUGCGGACGCUGGUGCAGCAGCAGCAGCUGCAGCAGGACGACGCAGCAGCGGCGCGGCUCGUGCUGCAGCUCGCUGCGCAGCUGCAGCGCCGCACUGCUGCUGCAGCAAGGGCCUCCGUCAUUUGGCUGCUGGGCCGCCACCACCAGCAGCUUUCUUGGCUAGCAGCAGAUGCGCUGCGGCAGCUAAUAAGGGGUUUUCGAGAAGAAGCAGAAGAAGUGAAGCUGCAGCUGCUGCUGCUGGCCACGCGCCUCUGGGCCUUCCACCGGGCCAACGCCGCCCGCGGCCCCCCGCAGCAGCAGCAGCAGCAGCAGCAGCAGCAGCAGCUCCUCCUGCUGCAGCAGCAGCUCCACUACAAGCAGCAGACUCCCGAGGAACAAGCAGCUCACCUGCUGCAUAUGGACGGCGGAGACGAGCAGCAGCAGCAGCAGCAGCAGCAGCAGCACAAAGAACUCCCCUGGAACCCCGUCUCGCCUGCCCUCUCCUAG
Eimeria tenella is the source of this 2178-nucleotide messenger RNA. RefSeq names its product adaptin N terminal region domain-containing protein, putative. The record is from RefSeq and is a predicted model, not a curated record. NCBI's taxonomy places the organism in Eukaryota, Apicomplexa, Conoidasida, Eucoccidiorida, Eimeriidae. Gene Ontology annotation, biological process: intracellular protein transport; vesicle-mediated transport. The coding region runs from base 1 to 2178 and encodes 725 amino acids. The transcript has 2 exons. Gene Ontology annotation, cellular component: membrane coat.